This is a messenger RNA of Leptopilina boulardi, 781 nucleotides long. RefSeq lists its product as uncharacterized. The coding region runs from base 148 to 687 and encodes 179 amino acids. The transcript is spliced from 3 exons. The record is from RefSeq and is a predicted model, not a curated record. NCBI's taxonomy places the organism in Eukaryota, Metazoa, Arthropoda, Insecta, Hymenoptera, Figitidae.
AUUUAAGCACACGACUUAAACAUAUUUCUGAAAUUUAGAUAUAAAAUGUUCAAAGUAAAAUACGUAUGAAAAACUUUAGAAAUUCAGAAGUUGUAUGCUAUUUAAAUAAACCUUACCAGAAGUAACGAGUAUUUGAAAUACGAAAAUAUGUCUUUGAUCAAGAAAAGCUUGUUAUUAUUUCUUUUCAUCUACAUUUUGCAUGUAAAUCAUGCAUUGAGGCUGAGAGGUGCGGCCGAUAUUUAUAGACAAGUGUUUGGUUUUAAAUUACAUGAGAUCGAAACUUUAGAUCAAGAUUUCCGUGAUGAAUACAAUGAGCUUGCAAAAGAAGAUAUUGAAGUAUUUGGAAAGGAAUUCAAGCAAUGUAGAUAUAAUACAAUGUCUAAUGGACAUCUCGAUGAAUAUUUUGCUGUUUUUACUAAUUCAUCUAUAAAAGCUAUGGAAAAAAUAUGUAAUACGAAAAGUUAUGCAAAAAUUUUGUUGAUAUUUUCGUCGAACUGUUAUUCUAGAAUAAGAAAAUAUAUAUUGGAAUAUGCUAACCAAUUGAAUUAUGAAAAAACAAAUGAAUGCUUAAAAUCAAUAAAUAGUAUGAUUUUCAAUAAAAAAACAACAUUACAUAAGGAAAACAGUGAAAGUGAAUCAUAUAAAAGAAACAAAUUGGACAUUAUGGAAGACGUUUUAAAGUAUUAAAAUUUAAUACAUCGCACAAAAUAUAUUUUUCGAUGUCCAAGAAAAUUAUAUUUAACUUGUAAAAGUUAUCAAUAAAUUAACUAAUUAAAUAGAA